Macrobrachium nipponense is the source of this 6486-nucleotide messenger RNA. RefSeq names its product titin-like. Gene Ontology annotation, molecular function: protein binding. Bases 120 to 6341 code for a protein of 2073 amino acids. Lineage: Eukaryota; Metazoa; Arthropoda; Malacostraca; Decapoda; Palaemonidae. The record is from RefSeq and is a predicted model, not a curated record. The transcript is spliced from 30 exons.
UGCCAGUCUUGUUCCUCCCCAAGUGGCGCCAGGAGCAACUUGAACAGAAGCCGGGCCGUGAGCGCGAGGCAGUGGAGUGGGGGAUAUAUCGUGUGAUGGUGCUGUGGUAACUACUGAUCAUGGGCAACAAGCAGGGCCACGAGCUCUCGCCCGAAGAAAAGCAGAGGCUCAAGGAGGAGAAGAGGCUCCUGAAGGAGGACAAGGAACACAAGAAACGUUUGAGAAAGAUCGAGCAGAGGCGUCUCAAGGACGAAAAGAGAAAAGGCACCGGAGGUAGCAGUAGUGCGGCGGCGACACCUGCCACUGUUAAGAAAGACACUGAAGAUGCGCAGAGUGUAGGAGGAAGUUCGGUGUGGUCUGAAAAGAGCGUAGGAUCUGCUCCGGAAUCAUGGUAUCAUUCUGCUUCCGAACCAGGAUCAAAGAGGUCGUCUAUCUAUCUUCCAGCAUCAGCGGGACCUGGAUACUACCAACAUGACUGCUGGUACUCGGGGUACGAAGACAGUGGGUCAGAAAAAUCUAAGCCCAGCUCGAGAGCAGGUUCCAGGCCUGGAUCUAGACCGCCAUCAAGGGCACCGAGCGUCAAAGAUACCCUUAACCUGCGUUCCAGCUCCCUGGAACGGUACCCACUAGGCGUCCCCACGGGCGAGGCCAUUGAACCAAUGCACAAGGCUGGAUCCUUGGACCUGGCUAAUGUUGUUGCAACGAACUUCCUGGAAAACCGAGAACAGCUAGCUGGUGAGUUGGAGAUUGCUGCUGCCAUUGCCUCUCGGUAUGAUGAGACCAUACGGGCUUCCAAAGAACAACUGGAGAAGACGUCUGUCGACAAAGCGUCCCUGAUUGACAGAGCGUCUCUGACAGAUAAGAUCUCGCUGACCUCCUCCAUCUAUCAUUCAGCUGAAGAAGGGUCGACGAGGGGUGAAAAGCGGAAAGUACAUUUGGAAGACCGGGAGUCUUUGUCCUCUGUUUACUACUCGGCCGACGAGGCAAGCAUUGGUUCCAAGAGAAAAGUUUUUGACUAUGGAUCUGACCACACUUCCGCCACUGGCUCUAUCUACUAUUCUGCUGACGAAGGCGGUUCUGUGGCUGGGUCUGUUUACUACACCGCCACCUCUGGGUCGGAAGUUGAAGACCAUGUGACCGAUGCAGAAAUUCUUGGAAAAGACCGACCAAGCCCCCCGAGCAAGCCCGUGGCCGUGGACAGGGAAGGUAGCGCCCUGAGUCGCCUGGCAUACAUCAAGGUGGAGAACGAUGCCCUCCUCUUACACUGGGAAGCGCCCGAGUCAGAUGGUGGCACUCCCAUCUCAGGCUACAUCCUUGAGAGAUGCGAAGGCGAUGGCGACUUCUGGGUGAGGGUCAACCUGGUACCCAUCAAGGACACGGAAUAUGCCGUCGCCAACCUCAUCGGUGGAAGAGAGUACAGGUUUAGGGUGUCAGCUGAGAAUGCCGUCGGUGUAUCCGACCCUUCGGAACGCUCGGAGAUGGUCAGCAUAUCCACUGACCAAGAAGCCACUGAACCUCACUUCCUGAAGGAACUCAGGGACGUCACUGCUGUGGAAGGACAUCGGGUGGAAUUCAUCGUGGACAUCAUCGGCACGCCCCCGCCGGACGUGUCCUGGUACAAGGACGGCUUCGAGAUCUUCGACACGAAGCGCUUCGAGUUCGUCGCCGACGGCGAUCGGUACUCGCUGGUGCUGAAGGAAGCCAAGAUUUCGGACGCUGGCGACAUCAGGGUCAGGGCGACCAACCGCGUGGGCGUUGCCUCCUCCCAGGCCGUUUUGCAUAUUCAAGCUCCACCACGCAUCACUCUGCCUCCCCAGUACGAACAGGGUCUCAUCUUCGACACGGACGAGCUGAUCAGAUUGAGGGUCCCCUACACAGGUCGACCACCUCCACUCGCUACCUGGGCUCACAACGGCAAGGAGAUCGAGGUAGAUGACAGACAUACCAUGGACGUAUCGGAGAAAUACAUCACGCUGAAGAUCGCAGGAGCCAACAGGGCAGACAAGGGCAUGUACUCCCUGAAUCUGGCCAAUCCUCAGGGCAUUGACAACGUCUCCUUCUUCGUCACUGUUACUGACCGCCCAGAUCCUCCUAGCAUGCCCGUGGUAACUGACAUCACCGGGCAGUCUGUUACUCUGAGAUGGGAUCCUCCGCAGGACGAUGGUGGUUGCAGGAUCUCCAACUACAUUGUAGAGUACUUCAGGAUGGGCUGGGAUGUAUGGCUUAAGGGGGCUUCUUCACGCAUCACUUGGACCCAGCUGAGUGAACUCAUCGUGGGAUCUGAGUAUCGCUUCAGAGUCAAAGCUGAAAAUGCCUAUGGCGUUUCAGAUCCCGGUGAAGAGUGCGAGCCAGUCCUCAUCGACGAGACCAAGAGCCCGAGCGGGUCAUUUGAUUUCGAAACUUACAAGUCUACUACAGCUGUGGGAUCAUCUCUGCCGAGAGAUUCAGCUACGCUCAUUAAAGAAGAAGGCUCCUCCUUUGAAUACGGAAGCUCGGACAUCGGAUCUGAAGGUGCAACAGACUCAGUAGAGAAGGCAAAGCUCCAAGGAAUGGGGGCAUCAGAUGAAGUUGAAUCGUCGCUCGAUCUCGGUAGCUCCAGUGAAAAGGGUCAUUCCUUGGAUUAUGGAGGUUCUAUGGAGAGAGGAGCUUCUUAUGAACUAGGAGCAUCCAUGGAGAGAGGAGCUUCUUAUGAACUAGGAGCAUCCAUGGAGAGAGGAGCUUCUUAUGAACUGGGAGCAUCUAUGGAGCGAGGAGAUUCUUAUGAACUAGGAGCAUCCAUGGAGAGAGGAGCCUCUUAUGAACUAGGAGCAUCCAUGGAGAGAGGAGCCUCUUAUGAACUAGGAGCAUCCAUGGAGCGAGGAGAUUCCUAUGAACUAGGAGCAUCCAUGGAGAGAGGAGCUUCCUAUGACCUGGGAUCAUCAUUGGAGAGAGGAGCAUCAUAUGAGCUUGGAUCCUCCAUAGAAAGGGGAGCAUCCUAUGACCUCGAGUCUUCACUUGAGAGAGGUCCCUCCUUUGAAGCUGGGUCAUCAAUGGAACGAGGAUCGUCCUUCGAAUCCGAUGCUGCCAAAGGAAGAUACCAAUCCGGUCGUCUGAGUAGCUCAGCAGAGCAAGGGACAUCCGAGACUUCACUGGGAGUUCCAGGUUCACGAGAUGGUGUCCAGAAAAUGGGUUACUCCUACGAGGUGUCAGGUUCCAUGGAGCGCGGGGACUCUUAUGACCAGGAACGCCUACUGGGUACCGGAGAAUUCACAGAGCUCGGCGGGUCUGCGGGAGGAUCCAUCGAGCUUAGUGGUUCCCCUGGUGAGUCGAUGGACAUUGGUGGUUCUAUGGACAGUGAAGAACCACCCAUGCCACCGCCUCGUGUACCCAGGAGAGGAGGUCGGUCACCAGCCUUACCUCCUUCAGUAGGCUCAGAAGGUCAAGAGAUGUCCCCCACCCCACCACCAAGAACCAAACGUCCUGGCUCUAGGUCCUCCAGCGUGUCCAGUUUAGCCAGUUCCAACUUGAACUUGGGGUGGAGUCCAACGCCUGCCCGUCGUAAGAGACGCCAAAAGUCAACUGAAGUUCCAGAAGGCGGGGAUCAGUCCAUGGAAUACGAAGAGGAAGGCACCGAGGAGACACCCACCCUCCCCUACCGUCGUCGCCGCCCUGGCUCUCAGUCGUCGUUGGUGUCGUCAGAGGCGCCCUUGGGAGAGGAGACCACGUCCUCCGGCUGGGUUACCGAAACUACCGCCGCCACCUCCACCACCGCCGAAUUCGAAAGUGGCCAAGCAGCCCCAGAUAGCACACCCUCGCUUGCGACAACGGACACUUCGCUUACGGCACGGAUGGAGGCGGUGACGGUAGCCGCAGGAGGCGAGGCCGUUCUUGUGGUGUCUCUGGAAAACAUCCAAGUGGCCAAGAUCUCAUGGCAAAAAGGCGGCCGUGAGAUCGUGCCAGGCCCACACUAUACGACGACCGAGACACAGAAAGCGGCGCAGCUGAUCAUCCAUGGAGCCACAACCAACGACACUGGCACUUACACAGCUCUCGUCACGAAACCCGAUGGGUCCCAGGCUAGAGCGGCCGUGGCACUUCAAGUGGCAUCGCUCUCGGCGCCCACCAAGAUAGAGGCACCUACGUUUGUCAGGUCACUCAGCGAUUUAGCGGCCAAGGUCGGCACUCGAGUUAGGUUCUUAGUAGAGUUGCGACAGGCCCACGAUGUCAAAGUAUUUUGGUAUCACAACAAUGUGGAGGUUGUGGAAGACCCAAGAUUUCGAAUUCUUCACGAGGGCAACUUCUUUUGCGUCGAUAUUUCUCCACUGACGGUGGACGAUGAAGGCCCGUGGAGGUGUCUGGCAGAGAACUCCUACGGGCAGGCAUCCAGCAAUGCCUCCCUCAGGGUCAUCGUUCCGAAGGGCUACAAAAAGCCUGUCUUCCUCGAGGAACUGGAGGCCAUCCUGACGGCGGAGGGCACAGUCAGCCUCGAGUGUAAGGUAGUGGGCGUACCAACGCCCGUUCUCAGAUGGUUCAAGGAUGGCAACGAAAUCAAAGCUGGUGAUGUGUUCGCCCUCACUGCCAAUCCGGAAGACCCAACCUCUCUGGGCACGUACACGUGCGAGGCUGUGAACUGCAUGGGCCGCGCCUUGUCUUCCUCCAGAGUUAGGGUCGUUUCCAGGGAGUCAUCGUUGAGACCGCCUUCCAGGAAGAGUCGCAGGUCUCCAACUCCUAUAGGUCCUCCUCCUAAAUUAGUCGAAGAAUUAGUCGAUAAGCGAGUGAAAGUUGGCGAAAAAGGUCGAAUGCUUGUGAAAGUGGAGACCCCACCCGAAGUCCUUUCAGUGACGUGGUACAACAAUGGCAAAAAGAUAGAGGCCAGUGAAAAGUACAGACUAAGCGACGAGGGCGGAGGGAAGUUCAUGAUCGAGAUUACGCCGACGGAGCUCGGCGACGACGGGGAGUGGAAGGCGGUGGUUCGCACCGAGGGUGGUUAUUCGUCUUCCACCUGCAAACUCACUCUUACAGUCCCCAGAAAUUACCGAGGCCCUCGUUUCUUGGAUGACCUCCGAGCCGUCCUGACGGAGGAGGGUCUCGUGUCCUUCGAAUGCAAGGUGGUAGGAUAUCCAACGCCUGUUCUCCAGUGGUUCAAGGAUGGACAGGAGCUCAAACCAGGCGAUGUUUAUCAGUUGUCCGGAACAAACUCUCUAGGUAAAUAUUCCUGCAUUGCCAAAAACUGUAUGGGAGAGGCACAGUCAUCCGCGGAGCUCACAAUUGAAGACAUCAAGUCCCACUUGAACGAAGAAGAGAAGGAGCAACUCUUAGCCACGAACGUUCCUCCAAGAUUCAUUCAAGGUUUGAAGAGUCGAGAUAUCAAGAUUGGCGAUUCUGUUCGAUUAACUGUUCAAGUAACCAUGACGCCUACUCCCGAAAUCACGUGGUAUCACGAAGACGAAGUCGUUGUCGAGUCGAAGAACUAUCAUAUCUCGAAGGCUGACGGUGGCUUGUUCCACCUCGAUAUCAGUUCCCUCGACCUCAUGGAACAGGGCGAAUGGAAGUGCCUAGCAAGCAACGACUUCGGACACAGCGUCACGGCGGCGUCCAUUAAAUUAGUCAUUCCAAGACACUACAAGAAACCAGUCUUUCUGGAGCCCCUCAGGGCUGUGCUUUCUUACGAGGGAACCGUCAACCUGGAGUGCAAGGUCAUCGGUGUUCCUCAGCCUGUCCUGAAAUGGUUCAAGGACGGCACCGAGCUGAAGCCUGGUGACAUUCAUCGUAUCAUCAGCGGCGAAGACGGCACUUGUUGUCUUGGUACCUACACUUGCGAGGCCAUCAACGUCAUGGGCUCUGCUUCUUCUUCCGCUGCUCUUCUUGGCUUCGAAGAUAAACUUCUUCAGAAAGAAGGAGAUAAGAUUUCUCUGGCAGAUGCUCGUGGCAUUGCGAGGAAUCCAUCCCUCUCAACGAUCAACGAAGAACGCUCCUCCCAGAUCUCGGUGUACGAAUCGCGAUAUCCGAGGCUGAUGGUGAAAAGGCCGAUGUAUCUGUCAGCAUCGACGGCAGAGAAGUCUCCCUGUCUUUGUACGAGACUCCUGACAUUUCCGAAGCGGAAGCUAAGCAGAUUGCGGAGAUUUAUGCUGAAGAAAUCUCUGAUCAUUUGUCAGCCCAUGAGAGCAACCAAGCUGAGCUUCCUCCUCUUCGCUUCACAAGAGAGACAUCACGUAAGGGUCCUCUUAUCAUGGAAGCUAUGGUCAUUGAUGUUGAAGAUCAAGCAUUUGAUGAAUACAUUAGCAUGGCUGAUGUGGUGUAUGAUGAUGCCCGUACAGAAGCAGAUGUUGAAGAACUGUCUGCCAUGGAAGCAGUGGUGGUAGAAGAACGAGAGGCUCUUUGUUCUGAUAUUGCUGAUCUCCCAGAGAUGGAAGUUUGGGGUGAAGAACAUGUCUCUGCUCGUUCAGUAUCUAUGGACGCUAAAGGUGUUGCUCAUAUUAGUGAGAGACAAGUGUUGCAACAUGAUCU